This is a messenger RNA of Fonsecaea multimorphosa CBS 102226, 1377 nucleotides long. RefSeq lists its product as uncharacterized. The record is from RefSeq and is a predicted model, not a curated record. Bases 1 to 1377 code for a protein of 458 amino acids. The transcript is spliced from 2 exons. Lineage: Eukaryota; Fungi; Ascomycota; Eurotiomycetes; Chaetothyriales; Herpotrichiellaceae.
AUGCUUCUCGGCUUGUCCUCUCGCACCUCCCUCGAUAUACUUAGCCUGCCCCUGCCUGUGCCAUUCCCCCAGCUGGCCUCAUUCUCAGACUACGAGAUCAGGCUUCUGCUCAACCAACUCUACGAGACCUUCAGCCAAGCACUACCCGCCAACACUUCCAGGGAGAAUGAUGACCUUGCUGCAACAUGGGUCCGGAAGAUCAUGUCCGACUCGGGCCUUCUCUAUGCAUACAUGUUCUCGCAGCUCAUGAGGAACAAGCAGAAGCAACACUUAGGUCGGAAGGCCGAACGCCAGCUCAUUCACGCCUAUUCCGAGACCAUUACUUAUGUCAACAGGGCCCUGACUAACCACUCGACAGCGUGCAGUGACAGCACUCUUCUUGCUGUCUUCACUCUUGCCUAUCAUUCCAUGACGCUCGACUCCCGGCCUCAGCCAAACCGGCCACGGGGCCCGACUCAAGGCCCUCUGAACUCUCUGCGCCUACUCAAUCUGUACGGCGGGCCUCUCGAAGCUGCCUCAAUGCAUCGGGAAGGGCUUUUGAAGAUCAUUGAGCUCCGUGGUGGGAUCGAAAAGUAUACACUACCUGGACUUGGGGGACUUCUCUGCUAUGCAGACCUCAUCUUUGCCAGCCGCACGGUCCAGCGGCCGCGGCUGCCUUUCACACCUUGUCUCGACGUGAACUUUGAGAGCGCCCUGGCGCGCGUGUGGAGAGCCGACCAUCCACUCCACAGACUCGGUCGAGGGUUUUCGACGCUGGACCAAUUCGACUCGUCGCUGACAUCGUUGGAUCUCGAGAUCGCUCUGCGGGGCUUGAGUCAAUAUACUCGGGCGGUGGACGACUACCUUGCCGCACGACCCGAGGCGCCGAGCAUCGCGGUGUUGGAAGAGCUUCGAUGUUUCGUGAUGCACGGGAUCCUGUCGCUGACGCCGGACCUAGACGAGCCAUGCCCCGCGGGCGCGGAGGUGCUUCACACCUGCCAGCUGGCCGCCCUCACGUUCGGCAUGCUGUGCGUCUUCCCACUGCCCGCGGCUCCGUUUGAGCUGCUGGCCCGCAGCAUCAAGCGGUGCCUGUCGCGCUGCGACUUUGCCCGCGCGUGGUCCGCAGCGCCGCAUCUCACGCUAUGGAUCACCUUCAUCGGCGGCGUGGCCUCUCUGGGCAGUGUGGACAGCAACAGCGGCGACAAUGGCACCCGGGCCUGGUUCGUGUGCAUCAUCGACCGCUGCCUGCGGAAGCUGAAGAUUGAUUCCUGGACCGCCCUCCGCGACGACGUCUUGCUCGAGUUCCUGUGGCUUCCUGCCACCAACGACAACGACGGGAUCGAUCUGUGGGACGAGAUCGAGGCCUCGAGUCCCUUUGCCGUUGUGACAGCUGUGUGA